AUGACCCUCACCACCUACCCUCAGAUUUCAUCAACGGCACCCGCCUCCCCGGAUCUCAAAAUCCUCAACCUCUCUCGCCUCCUCACUCGCCUAGAACACAACCUACUCUCCCCAUCCGCAGACCUCAAAUCUCUCCGACGAAAUGAAUACCAGCGCAUGCGCAUAGCAGCCAACGUUGAAUACGCCCGAACCCUCCUUUCACAGCUCGAACGCACCCUCCCAACCCUCAAACCCCUCGACCGCCGCCACGAGCUUCAAACAGACCUCACACGAAAACGACAGACACUCAAGCUCCUCCAGGAUGUAUUAGACAGAAGUUCCGCGGAGGCGGAAAUGCGCCAAUCUGCCGAAAGCGACCUAGACUCUGACGAAGAGGACGAGAUAAUUCUCGAUGGUGAGGAGGAGGAGGCGGUAACGGUCACGCCCGAGGCAGGGAGUACAUCGUCCGCGUCGGAAGGGAACAGGGACGCUGUCUCCGAGGAAGCGAGGGAGGAGGUGCACGCUGAAGCGGAAGGCGAAGCUGAAUUCGAGACGGAUAUCUCCAAGACUACACUGCCGACUGCUGCGCCAACACCGACAGUACCACCGCCAUCGGCAACAGCAGCACCAACAACAGCAACGCUACGGCACCGACAUCAGAGAGGCCCUGCUGUUGCAACAGGCUCCACUGCAAUAGCCACUGGCUCCGCGACCUCAGCCUCCAAGCUCCAAGAGACGGAGCAGACACUCGAUGCCCACCGCGCCGAGCAAGAAGACCUCACCUCCUCCCUGCUUUCCCUUGCAACGCAGCUCAAGGCUUCCUCGCAGGCAUUUCAUUCCAGUUUGGAGGCGGAGAAAUCGGUGCUGGCGCGCGCGGUCGAAGGGCUCGACCGGACGACUACCAAUAUGGGCGCCGCUGAGAAGAGGAUGGGGAUGUUGCGGCGCAUGACCGAGGGGAAAGGCUGGUGGGGCCGGAUGAUGCUGUAUGCGUGGAUUUUCGGUCUGUGGAUUGUGGCCGUGUUGAUUGUGUUUCUGGGGCCAAAGUUGCGACUCUGA
Molecule: messenger RNA, 1035 nt
Organism: Aspergillus pseudoviridinutans
Lineage: Eukaryota; Fungi; Ascomycota; Eurotiomycetes; Eurotiales; Aspergillaceae
Exons: 2
Coding region: 1-1035 (344 amino acids)
Biological process (GO): retrograde vesicle-mediated transport, Golgi to endoplasmic reticulum
Cellular component (GO): SNARE complex; endoplasmic reticulum
Molecular function (GO): SNAP receptor activity
Source: RefSeq, a predicted model, not a curated record